GAAAUUUAUGCUAAACCGAACUCUAUUGUUUGGGUCUCUCUUUUUUCUUUUGAAGAUAUUUUGGCUCGUGCACCCAUACAAAAACAGUUAUCCGGUUGCGGGUUGGGUCUGACGGGUUAGCCUGUAACAAAUUAAACAGCUCGGUUGCCCCGACGACUACGCCAAACUGCAUCCAAUGAGCGGAAGCGAGGGCAGCUCGGGGCAUUCCGCCGCCGGAGACGGGCAGCCACGCCAGUCGACGGAGAGAGACAGGAAGAAAGAGAAGGCGCGGGUGAGCAAGACGUCUCAAAUUCUGUGGCACGCGCACCAGAACGACACCGCGGCAGUCAGGAAGCUACUUGAGGAGGAUCCAACACUGGUGCGCGCUAGAGACUAUGAUAAUCGGACUCCGCUCCACGUGGCGGCAAUCCACGGCUGGAUCGACGUCGCCAGGUGUCUUCUGGAAUGCAAAGCAGAUGUCAACGCUCAAGAUCGCUGGAAAAACACGCCUUUAGCUGAUGCAGAAGGAGCAAAGAGAUCUGGCAUGAUUGAAUUAUUAAAAUCCCAUGGUGGACUGUCUUAUGGUCAGAAUGGAAGCCAUUUUGAACCAAGACCUGUACCACCCCCUCUACCAAAUAAGUGUGACUGGGAGAUAGAUCCUGAUGAGCUGGACUUCUCAAACUCAACUCUCGUAGGGAAGGGGUCUUUCGGGGAGAUAGUAAAAGCUUCUUGGCGGGGGACACCAGUAGCCGUCAAACGCAUUCUUCCAAGCCUUUCAGAUGAUAGAUUAGUGAUUCAGGACUUCAGGCAUGAGGUCAAUUUGCUAGUGAAGCUUCGUCAUCCAAACAUUGUCCAAUUUCUUGGAGCAGUUACCGAGAAAAAGCCCUUAAUGUUAAUUACGGAGUACUUGAGAGGGGGUGAUCUUCAUCAGCACCUAAAGGGAAAAGGGCCACUGAAUCCAUCAACAGCAGUAAAUUUUGCGAUGGAUAUUGCUAGAGGCAUGGCUUACCUCCAUAGUGAGCCCAAUGUUAUAAUACACAGAGAUCUUAAACCAAGGAAUGUUCUGCUUGUCAACACAAGUGCUGACCAUUUAAAAGUAGGAGACUUUGGGUUAAGCAAGCUCAUAAGGGUACAACAUUCUCAUGAUGUAUACAAAUUGACUGGCGAGACAGGAAGCUACCGUUACAUGGCACCUGAAGUCUUCAAGCACCGGAAAUAUGAUAAGAAGGUCGAUGUUUUCUCUUUUGCAAUGAUACUGUACGAGAUGCUUGAAGGCGAACCUCCAUUAUCACAUUAUGAACCAUAUGAAGCAGCAAGAUAUGUGGCAGAAGGACACAGGCCAAUGUUUAGAGCAAAAGGUUUCAUCCCUGAAUUGAGAGAGUUAACUGAGCAGUGCUGGUCAGCAGACAUGAACCAGAGACCACCUUUCCUGGAGAUUUUGAAGAGACUUGAAAAGAUCAAGGAAGUGCUACCAUCUGAUCAUCAUUGGCACAUCUUUACAUCAUGAUAAGACGCCUGUGACAAAUGUCAAGACCACUCACUUUCUUAUCAGACAAUAUCUCCUUUCACCCCAGAACUUGUGGGAUGAGAUGGAUUGCUAAUAGGCUUUGUGCUUGGUGAGUUUGCAAGAGUAGUUGCUGCGACCAAUUUCACUGUACAAUCCAGAGUUAAUUGUUGGAAGUGGUUAUGCAGUUAACACUAAUCUGAACGGGUUUUACAAUGCUUGCCUUGAUCAACAUUCUUGAUCGACUUGUCUUGUGUGUAAAUUUUUCUUUGCUGUAAUCUGAAGUAGCUCAAACUGAGCAACUUCUAGUAAUCUCAGACAGACUAGAUAAUGACUAUGUGAAAAUCUGUAUUUCUAAGUCCCACAUUGUACUUGUCUUGUUUUAUGUUUAAAGUAGCUGUUGAAGACAUGUUUGCCACAAGUCAAAUUUCUUAUACCCA
Sesamum indicum (sesame) is the source of this 1923-nucleotide messenger RNA. RefSeq names its product VH1-interacting kinase (gene VIK). Lineage: Eukaryota; Viridiplantae; Streptophyta; Magnoliopsida; Lamiales; Pedaliaceae. Gene Ontology annotation, biological process: protein phosphorylation. Gene Ontology annotation, molecular function: protein binding; ATP binding; protein serine/threonine kinase activity. The record is from RefSeq and is a predicted model, not a curated record.